CCGUUCGUGUGUCGCUUCUCUGUAUUGGAAAAAAGCACCGUGCGGAUCGCAGCGAUGUCAGUCCAGGCUGUGGCAACGAAAAUGGCCGAGGUCGAAUUAAAAGACGUGGCCGGUAAAGACUCUCCCCCGGCGAUAUCUCCGCUGACACCCAAGGCAGAGGAGAAGAAGACAGAAAUAAACUCUUCGUCAACAUCCAUGGCAGCGGCCGCGGCGGUGGAGCCGAGCCCGGUGACCGUCGCACCGAGCCCCAUGAAGAUGCCGCAGGCGUCCGCGAUGAAGCGGUCGGACCCGCAGCAGAACGGCGGCGAGGCUUUUGUCAACUGUGACGGCACCGUGGCCGAGGGACCAAGAAUGAAGAAGAUCCAGUUUGCAGACCAGAAGCAAGAGUUCAACAAACGUCCCACCAAGAUCGGCCGCAGGUCUUUGUCUCGCUCCAUCUCACAGUCUUCAACAGACAGUUACAGCUCAGCCGCCUCAUACACUGACAGCUCGGAUGACGAAACUUCUCCUCGCGACAAGCAGCAGAAAAACUCCAAAGGCAGUGGCGACUUCUGCAUCAAGAACAUCAAACAGGCCGACUUCGGGCGCCGGGAGAUCGAGAUUGCAGAACAAGAGAUGCCUGCGCUCAUGGCUUUGAGGAAGAGAGCUCAGGGAGAGAAGCCAUUGGCUGGAGCCAAAAUUGUCGGUUGCACCCACAUCACAGCACAGACCGCUGUGUUAAUGGAGACUCUCUCUGCUCUGGGGGCUCAGUGCCGGUGGGCUGCCUGUAACAUUUACUCCACCCAAAACGAGGUAGCAGCCGCUCUAGCAGAGGGAGGUUUCUCAGUGUUCGCUUGGAAGGGGGAAUCAGAGGAUGAUUUCUGGUGGUGUAUCGAUCGCUGUGUUAACGUUGAGGGUUGGCAGCCCAAUAUGAUUUUAGAUGACGGAGGGGAUUUGACCCACUGGAUCUAUAAGAAAUAUCCCAACAUGUUCAAAAAGAUCAAAGGCAUUGUAGAGGAGAGCGUGACCGGAGUUCACAGGCUAUACCAGCUGUCAAAAGCUGGCAAGUUGUGUGUGCCUGCGAUGAAUGUGAACGAUUCAGUGACCAAGCAGAAGUUUGACAACCUGUACUGCUGCCGGGAGUCCAUCUUGGACGGUCUAAAGAGGACCACAGAUGUGAUGUUUGGAGGGAAGCAGGUGGUGGUGUGUGGAUAUGGAGAGGUGGGAAAAGGCUGUUGUGCUGCUCUCAAAGCGAUGGGAUCUAUCGUAUACGUCACCGAAAUCGACCCCAUCUGUGCCCUCCAGGCCUGCAUGGAUGGAUUCAGGCUGGUAAAACUCAGUGAAGUCAUCCGACAAGUUGACAUCGUCAUCACCUGCACAGGCAAUAAAAAUGUGGUAGUAAGAGAGUACAUGGACCGUAUGAAGAACGGCUGUAUCGUCUGCAACAUGGGCCACUCCAACACUGAGAUUGAUGUGGCCAGUCUGAGAACUCCUGAACUGACCUGGGAGCGUGUACGGUCGCAGGUGGACCAUGUGAUCUGGCCGGACGGAAAGAGAAUAGUGCUGCUGGCAGAGGGUCGCCUCUUAAACCUGAGCUGCUCCACUGUUCCUACCUUUGUGCUGUCUAUCACUGCUACAACCCAGGCUCUGGCUCUGAUAGAGCUCUACAAUGCUCCUGAGGGCCGCUACAAACAGGACGUCUACCUGUUGCCGAAGAAAAUGGAUGAAUAUGUGGCCAGCCUUCAUCUCCCUACAUUUGAUGCACACCUGACCGAACUGUCUGAUGAACAGGCCAAAUACCUCGGCCUCAACAAAAACGGACCCUUUAAGCCAAACUACUACAGGUACUAGACCCAAACUAAAGAAGACUAAAGAAAUCACCAAGACUCCAUAUUUCAUACAGACUAAGGCGAGCCAGAGCUGUGUGUGUGUGUGUGUCGCAGCCUGCUAUUGGAAAGGAGGGAGAAUCCCUAAUCUGAUUGGUCGAGGGUAAAAGGGGCGUGGCUAAUCAGCGCUACGGCAGUGUUUAUUUAUUUUACGCUAGAAUAACAUAGCUAAUUUUUUUAUGAGCUGCUACUGCCAGUGGUGCAACCUAGCGACGUUUCCAUGAUCUUUUCUUAGCUUCAUGUGUUAGUUGUACGUAAUCCAUUUAGAGAACUUUUAUUGUUUAACUAUUCUAAGUUAAAAAAAAAAAUAUCGAAAGAUAAAAAGUAACAAAAAAAAAGAGAAAUGUUUGAUCAUACCUGAUGAUUUAGUCUUGGACAUGCCACGUUGUCCUGUUCUCUUGUUUUCUACAUGUGAUUUUGUUUUAUGUAUUAAAAAAGGGUGGGAGUGAAUUACGGUUGGGUUCAAAUCGCUCUUAGUUGAUCACACUAUUCUUUAAUUGUUGUUUUUUUAUUGUAUUAAUUUUAUAGUAAAGAUUUUAACACUUUACACACUCUCUCUCUCGGUUCCAAAUAAAAGCUGUUGAAAUUGAACUGGAUUGUGAACGAUUUGGGGGGCGGGGCUUAUCCCCUUCGUUCACUCAGACUGGAAGCUCAUUGGCUGAGGCAUUAGCAUCUAAAAAAAAUUCCCCGAUUCACAACCACAGUUUCCAAAAACGCAAGUAUUGCCGUUUGAGAUCGAAAUAACUCGGUUGAGCAUUUUUACCAAUCUAUCCACGCUGAAACUGUAACCGCAGGGGUGUAUAUUAAGAUAUUUAUACAACUUUUUUGUUUUUAAAUGUGUUUCUUCUGACAUCUUUUGUUCCUAUGAACUCAUCUUCUGUCAUUAUGAAAAUAAGCAAUUACAUGUUCUAAGAUACUCUAGUGUAAUAAUAUGAACUUUAAGGAAACCCUUGUUUUAUAUACUGUGAAGUAGAGCCUAUAUCGAUGAAAUACCAAAUGUACAGUUAAUCCGGUACUGAGUUUCUUUCCAGAUCCUCUGCAGAUUUAGACAAUGGGUGAGAGAUGUGGCUUGAAACUGAAGUCAAGACCAACUGUGUGUACUUAUUUCAGAGGAUCGAAAGCUUUGGGGGAGUUUCUUUUUGUUUUGUUUUUAUUUGCAGGCCUGUAGAGCAAAACUGCCUUUGUGACUGGGAUGUUCAAAUCUAAUAAAAUUGGGACCUUUAUUUUACUAUACUUCUGAAAAGCAGAUAUUUAUCUCCUCUUUGCCAUCUGUGUUUGUCAUAAAGGGAAUCAAAAUGACUCUGUGCGUUUCUUGUUUAAUGUGGCGUCCAUUUCGUUUCCUCAGGACCGUCUCACAUGGAUAAGUGUGUGUGUGUGGUGUAAGUUAGUGACAAGUCAAAUUUUACAAUCAAUCAUUGCAGUUCCUUUUACUUGGAGUGUACUCACACUAGGCUAUCCGAACCGGCUAUCCGCACGUUUGACCUCCAUUUUCCAGUUCGUUUGGCAAGUGUGUGCACUCUGAAUCCGGCCCAGGCAUGGUUCAGUUGGCUGGCCCUGGCCCGGUUGGAAGAGGUGUGCCAGAACGCGGUUUGGUUGGGCUUUGACGUGGUGCGUUACAUCCGAAAGAUGACACUCACUGAUAGUAUAGUGUCUUUUUCACUAUACUGGGGCAUUAGGACUCACACGGACUGCAGGUUGAGCGCCCCCUGCUGGCCUCACUAACACACUUGUAGUGUCAUACAGACCGCAGGUUGAGCUCCCCCUGCUGGCCUCACUAACACCACUUGUGAUGUCACACAGACCGCAGGUUGAGCUCCCCCUGCUGGCCUCACUAACACCACUUGUAAUGUCACACAGACCGCAGGUUGAGCUCCCCCUGUUGGCCUCACUAACACCACUUGUAAUGUCACACAGACCGCAGGUUGAGCGCCCCCUGCUGGCCUCACUAACACUACCUGUAAUGUCACACAGAUCGCAGGUUGAGCGCCUCCCUGCUGACCUCACUAACACAUUUGUAGUGUGAGUGCAAAGCGCGAAACUGAAGACCAGACGUCUCUUAAGGGACUGUUUUAUAUGUAUUUAUUAAUCAUUCUUACUUUUCAAUGAACGCAAACUGUCAUGGUUGACUAAAGAUACAAACCCUUCACUGCACGUCAGCUGCCACCAUCAAACCUCCUAAUACAUGCAGCACCAUGACUUUCAUGGACAUUUAUGAGCGUCAGAAGUGGUGGAUCUGUCCAGAAAAAGAUUUGACUGUCACUGCAUAUUAAACCACUUAAAAUAAUACCAAACAAUAUAACUAAAGCAAUCUCCAUUCUACUGAGCGAGAGUGCUUCUCUUUUGUUAAACUGAACAGUCGCAUUAUUAAUGACAUAUUCGGGCUCGGAAGGCAAAAAAUGCAACGUGAGUGCGGGCCAAGGGGGAGAGGGCAGGGGGGACAAUUGCGGCUGGGCACGGUUCAAGACAACCGUGCCUAGUGUGAGUACACCCUUACACAAAAAAAGAUUUAAAAUGAGCUGACUCAACACCGUUCUUAAUUGUUUUAAGUUCAAUCCACUUCAAUUUGUUGCAUUAACUUAAUCGAUUUGCGUUGGGACAACAUGAAGGAAUUGUGUGGCGUGUUUUUAACAGUGUAUAGCAAAACCCCUAAAGGCAUAUAACAGUGUUACAUUUCCUCCCAGACGUCCUACAAACACAAGGCGAGUUAAACGGUUCUGUUAUUAGUUUGUCCUGCUCUCGUAGUUUGGUAUCCAUCAACAUUAGUAUUAAAACUGUAAAUGUAUUGAGUCCCCACAUCUCCUCAGUAAUCACAUUCUUCAUUCAGUGUCUGUUGAACGCAGGAUCUCUGUACUGAAGCACAUCCGUUUGUGUACGUCUUGUUUAAAUGUGUUCAACUUAUUGUCUUAAUUUUUGGUGUAUGUUUGUGUGUGUUUGAAGAGGCUCUUGUACACGAAAAGUGUGUGUUUGCUGCUGUGUGGCAGCAGACGACAGUGGGUGGAGGAUAUUUCCGGAUGGAUUUAUAGAGCGCAUUGGGAUCUACACCAGCACCUCUGGACAUGAAGAAACUAGAACAUGUGUAUAUUUAUUGUUGUAAAUCUUCACUACGAAUAAGAAAGUCUUCAAUGAUGAGUUGUCGACGAUGUUUCAAUAUUGCAAGUGAUGGUAGAUGAGCAAUAAUCUGUAAUCUUGAUGAACAAAUACAAAUAAAAUCCACCAGUGUAAACAGUU
Molecule: messenger RNA, 5093 nt
Organism: Danio aesculapii
Lineage: Eukaryota; Metazoa; Chordata; Actinopteri; Cypriniformes; Danionidae
Gene: ahcyl2b
Product: adenosylhomocysteinase like 2b
Exons: 17
Coding region: 55-1830 (591 amino acids)
Biological process (GO): L-methionine cycle
Cellular component (GO): cytosol
Source: RefSeq, a predicted model, not a curated record